Molecule: messenger RNA, 922 nt
Organism: Punica granatum (pomegranate)
Lineage: Eukaryota; Viridiplantae; Streptophyta; Magnoliopsida; Myrtales; Lythraceae
Source: RefSeq, a predicted model, not a curated record
AGGAUCCUUGUUAUUCCUUUUCUUUUUGACUAAGCUGAUUAAUCUCGAUUGUAACGGAAAAAAGUAUUAUAAUUCAUUCAUUUUCUUUUCUUUUUUUACGUUGUCUAAUUAAUUCCGUGUUCUACUUUUAUAUGGAGCAUGAACUAAUUUUUCAAGAGACACAAUCAAGUCACCUAAAUUCAGGACAGGAUUACAAUGAGCCAGGGGCAACCUCAGAAACCCCAGGACAGUGGGGCAUCAACCUUCAAGGCGGCUGGCGAGUUUGCAUCGAAGCCCGUCGGCUCGAGGCAGAUUGUGGAUGAUGAGUUUGUAAGCCAAGAAGCCCCCGUGAACGUGGCCUUCCCCACAGCCCAUGUGGAUCGCGAUGAGAUAACCAUUGGCGAGGCACUGGAGGCCACCGCCUUGUCUAAGACAGCGCAGAAGCCUGUGGAGCAGAGCGAUGCUGCAGCAAUCCAGGCAGCCGAGUCGAGGGCCACUGGGAGGAGCGAGACGAUCACUGGAGGAGUGGCCUCUGCAGCCCAGACAGCGUCCAUCCAUAAUCUCCGCCCUAAGCCAGAUGAAGCUAAGACCAAGCUUUCGGACGUGCUGACAGGCGCGAUGGACCAGUUACUGGCAGAUAAACCCGUGACCCGUGAGGAUGCUGAAGGGGUUGUGAUUGCAGAAGCGAGGAAUAAUCCCGCCAUGGUUACUACGCCAGGUGGAGUCGGGAAAUCAAUGGCGGCUGCUGCCAAGAUGACUCAGAGGAAAUGAUCUCGAGCUAUGUCACAAACAACAUACUUUAUAGCGUGCACAAUGUAUAUGCUUUUAGCAUAAUAAAUAAAAUAAGAAAAAAGGAGAGGCAUCUAUAUGUAAAUUAUUUCUUUGUCGUUGAGUGAAUAUAUGUUCAGUUGGCAUGUGAAUAUAAAGAGCAUCAUUCAGGAUA